AUGGACUUUCUUUCCUUUGACAACGGAGUGAUCAAAAAUCCAUUCUACCGGAAAGACGCUGUUGACGGCGACGGCGGUUACAGAGCUCAUCGCAAAUGGAAUCGCCAACCUCGCGACGCUAUCACCUGUGCCAUACCCGCAUACACGCGCAAUCUGCUAUCCGAAGACAAGACACCAUUCCAAUGCAGUCCAGCAGCUGUGUGCUUCACCGAUUACGAUGUCGGCAUAGAGCACAAGAUUAUUGUCGCCUUUACAAAUACGGCUACAGUCCCCAAAACAUUCCGAGUGAUGCCCAUUCUGUCGAGGUACGCGAACGUGGUGAGCGUCGAGUACACUGUUCCACCAAGAAUAUCACCGGGACUGUCGUGGAAUGUCACCGUCAAAUACCGACCUCGCGAUGUAAGUGAUAUUUCCACCGCCAUUUAUGUCAAGACUGAUGAGGGUUACUUUGCAGUUCCGCUCACCUCCUCGAAGAAAGCGUUUGUCUUUUCUGUGGAGCCGAGGAGCGUGAGUUUUGGCACCGUGAUUGUGGGCGAAAAGCGUGCGAAGGUGAUUACGCUUCGAAAUAGUGGAGCAAUGCCGGGAACUGUGAUCGUCGGUGGUGAUUUCAAAUCUCUCCUCGAGCAAAAACACACGAAUCCUGUCGAUGGCAAAAAAAUGAGCUUUUUCCGAAUUUCACCACCGCAGUACAAGAUAGAGAUUCCAUCGUUCUCUAAGUCGCUGGUAGUUCUCAGCUUUGCCCCGCUGAAUCCGACGCAGAUCAACAACGAAAUUACAUUCACAGAGAAGAACAGUUCUCAGCUACCUCACUCCAUUCCAAUUACAGGCAGCAGCACGAACCUUCCAGUGUUUCUUACAACUGGAAAACUGGAAUUUGGGGCGUGCUUUUACGGCGAGCAAUACUGGGAUGAGGUGAGUGUCGUCAAUAAAGCUAACAUUGCCGCGGCAGCAGAGUUUCAAGUUCCUCCGUCGUUGGUUGGCGCCUUGGCUGUCUCCCCGUCUCGUGUGUGUGUGCAGUCUGGUGAGGAAUACAGUGUGCGGGUCGUUUUCACGCCUUCGAAAGACCUGCCAAAAGAUUUCUCUUCGGUAAUCAAGUGCGUCGUACAGAAUCAAAAACUACCUCUCACUUUGAACAUAGACGGCGUGCUAUCGCACCGUGCACCCUGUUUGCCGUCUACUGCUUUUGAUAUUGGCACAAUCCCGUUGCAAACGAUGAGAUCAGUACAGGUGCCUGUUACGAACGAAUCGAGUGUGAAGCAGCUCGUCGGCUUCGAUAAUCUUCCUCCUUGGGUCGUAGCUACCCCUGAGGUUUUGGCACUCGUACCUUUUGAGACGGCGAGCUUCACCCUCAAGAUGGAGGCCCCGCAGGAUGGUCGUUUUUCGCACCGCCUGAAGCUCAUAAACGAGUUUGGUGACACGCAAUACAUUUCUCUUAGUGGGCAGGGAACACGUCCUCCGGUAGCACUUUCAGCGCGGACGCUGCUGCUUCCCCCCUGUAACAUUGGCCGCAGUGUUUUUGCUACGACAGUGCUUUCAAACACAAGCGGGAAGCUGAUUCAGUUUAGCUUUUGCGUCCCGUGCUCUUUUUUCAGAGUGUCUCCUAACGCAGGUGUUUUGCAGCCGGGCGAAAGUGUUGUGGUGGCUAUCUUUUUCCAUGCACCAAUGGAGUUUGAGUACGUGGAGUCCCCGCAGCCGGUCGCCCCACUGCAUCGGGCAAGGCCGAAAAAAGACGUCUCGAUUGGAUUCGUCUCCGACGCGCCGCCACCGCAAAAGCAAUCCAUGUAUGAUGACUGGGUGUCUGGAAGCGAAAUGGAGCUAUGGAGUAGGCAUAAGCAGUUUCGAAUUCAGUGCUGCUUGAACGGCUUAGACGAUGAAUGCUGCUUUAUUGUGGUGAGGUGCUGUGCGGUGAGGCCAUCUGUGAGAAUCGAGGAGGCUGAAAAGGCACCAAUCACGCUGCCAACAAAACAACAGAAGCCCACUGAAAACGAUGCUCGCCGGGUGUCCCCAAAAGGUUCUGAUGUCGCAGAUAGAGAUGAAAACGGUGCUACGUCCCAAAAGUACAAGGGAGAGGUGUUCAUUGAGUUUGGGAAAGCACCAAUUCAUCACGCUUCUAUUCGCUCGUGCAAGGUACAUAAUACUGGUGAUGCACCUUUCAUGAUUCGCGCUCCGCCGCUGAGCCCGUUUUCCUCGUUUUCGCUUCUGACCAUGGCAUUCGAUGAGGUGCCGCCACAUACAGAAGCAGAGAUACAUUUCUCCUUUCAUCCGCACUCGUACGGGAAAUUCAAUGAAACAAUAAAGGUGGAACUGGCUAUGCCCGACGGCACAGUCACUUUUGUUUUUGCGAACGUGCAGGGGACAUGCAGUCCGACACAGCUGACCAUUACUCCCGCAGAAAGCGUUUCGCAACAAGACGCUUCCUCUAUUGUGUCUGUGGAGCAUAUGGCGUUCGACUGUACGCAGAAGAGCGAAUCCACGCGGAAGGGUUUGAGUUUCCACAACGUGGGCUCCUUCUCUCUUGAAGUCCUAAUAACCAGUUACACGGAGGAAGGUGAAAGGGCGCAUGCAGGGAGCAACGCUGUGCUUUUUGAUCCGAGCGACAUACUGCCCUUUCUCGUGCACCCGCGUGCGUUCACUCUGCAGCCGAACACGAAGCAGGUUGUGGAUGUUGUGUUCGCGCCGUCGGAUGUUGGGGUGUACUCGAAACGACUGAGCAUUGCUGCCAGCGGCGAAACUCGUGAACUCGCUCUCGAGGGUCGAAGUGUGAGUAGCGGCAUCUACUGCUUUGUGCCGAUUUCAGACGUGAAAACGGGUAAGCCAACCGCAGUCUCCUUUGAAGGCGGGAUCGGUUGCCGGCCUGACUACCCUGUUUCACUGCCUUUUGCGGAAGAGGAAAGCAAAAUAUUGAUACUCGGUAAUCUUCUCAAAGGCCUCAGUGUGGAAUACAAUGUGCAGAACUGGGAGCAGACGAGUCCUCUCGAAAUGCCACAGGAGUGGAGUGUGACACCGCUUUCGCAAAUUGUUGCAAGCGGAAAAGAAGCACGCCUCUCCGUCCAUCGGUCCUUUCCAGAGGAUGAGGAUGAAGGUGUUUUGUGUGGCAUCAACUCGCUCUUCCCAUUCCGGUUCACAAUCGUUUUGAGGGGUGAGGGUGCAGAACUGCUAGCUUACCGUACCCUUUACGUUGUCUGCACUGAUUAG
Leishmania mexicana MHOM/GT/2001/U1103 is the source of this 3195-nucleotide messenger RNA. RefSeq lists its product as hypothetical. The transcript has a single exon. The record is from RefSeq and is a predicted model, not a curated record. Lineage: Eukaryota; Euglenozoa; Kinetoplastea; Trypanosomatida; Trypanosomatidae. The coding region runs from base 1 to 3195 and encodes 1064 amino acids.